Apodemus sylvaticus (European woodmouse) is the source of this 7667-nucleotide messenger RNA. RefSeq names its product adenylate cyclase 9 (gene Adcy9). The transcript has 11 exons. The coding region runs from base 570 to 4688 and encodes 1372 amino acids. The record is from RefSeq and is a predicted model, not a curated record. Gene Ontology annotation, biological process: intracellular signal transduction; cyclic nucleotide biosynthetic process; adenylate cyclase-activating G protein-coupled receptor signaling pathway. Lineage: Eukaryota; Metazoa; Chordata; Mammalia; Rodentia; Muridae. Gene Ontology annotation, molecular function: adenylate cyclase activity.
GUGCGGGCGACCGGCGUGCGGGCCGGCCGGCGUCGCGGGAGUCAGGCUCUGCGGCAGCCCGCUCCGCCGUCCGCGGAGGGGCCCGCGCAGUGCCCCGAGCUCGGCCCUGGGCGGGGGGUGCGGCGCGUUCGGCUGCGGGCAGCAGGCCCUGCAAGACCGGCCGCUCCGACGGGCAGCCCUCGGGCUCCGCAAGCUCGCGGGCAGGGGCGCGGGGCAGGGUAGCCGGCUGGUGCUCAACGGCGCGGGGACGGGACGCGGCGGGAGCCGCAGGUCGGCCCGCGCGCUUUGACGCACCGGGCGCCGCUGCGGCAGGAUGAAGCGCUGCUCGCCUCCGGUCGAGUUGUUUUUGCGAAAGCUGCUCCCGGUGCCCGGAGCGCUCAAGGUCUGAACUUCCCUCUGGAGCUGCAGUUGGAGGCGCACGGGGAAAGGCCACCAGCGGGCGACGGCGCCCGAGGGGAGCGCAGCGCAGCGCGCGGGGGACCCAAGACUCAGCGCGGCCGCGGCACGAGAAUCCCGGGAGCAUCAGGUACCCCUGACCUGGUUGGGAAAGGUUCCAAGAGCUCGGCAACAUGGCUUCCUCACCCCACCAGCAGCUGCUGCAUCACCAUAGCACCGAGGUGAGCUGCGACUCAAGCGGAGACAGCAACAGCGUGAGGGUCAAGAUCAACCCAAAGCAGCUGUCCUCCAACACCCACCCGAAGCACUGCAAGUACAGCAUCUCCUCCAGCUGUAGCAGCUCGGGAGACUCAGGGGGCCUUCCCCGGAGGGUUGGCGGCGGGGGUCGCCUGCGCAGACAGAAGAAGCUGCCCCAGCUGUUUGAGAGGGCCUCCAGCCGGUGGUGGGACCCCAAAUUCGACUCCGUGAACCUGGAGGAGGCCUGCCUGGAGCGCUGCUUUCCGCAGACCCAGCGCCGCUUCCGGUAUGCACUCUUUUACGUGGGCUUCGCCUGCCUUCUCUGGAGCAUCUAUUUCGCUGUCCACAUGAGAUCCAAAGUGCUUGUGAUGGUGGUCCCGGCUCUGUGCUUCCUGGUGGUGUGUGUGGGCUUUUUCCUGUUUACUUUCACCAAGCUGUACGCCCGGCAUUAUGCGUGGACCUCGCUGGCUCUCACCCUGCUGGUGUUCGCCCUGACCCUGGCUGCGCAGUUUCAGGUUUGGACACCUCUGUCAGGACGUGUUGACAGCUCCAAUCAGACUCUCACAGCCAAGCCGGCGGACACUUGCUUAUCUCAAGUGGGGAGUUUCUCCAUGUGCAUCGAAGUGCUCUUUUUACUCUACACGGUCAUGCAUUUACCUCUGUACCUGAGCUUGUUUUUGGGGGUGGUCUAUUCUGUCCUUUUUGAGACCUUCAGCUACCAUUUCCGAAAUGAAGACUGCUUCCCUUCCCCCGGCCCUGGAGCCCUGCACUGGGAGCUGCUGAGCAGAGCCCUGCUCCACGUGUGCAUUCACGCCAUCGGGAUCCAUCUGUUUGUCAUGUCCCAGGUGAGAUCCAGGAGCACCUUCCUCAAGGUGGGACAAUCCAUUAUGCACGGCAAAGAUCUGGAAGUGGAGAAAGCCCUGAAAGAGAGGAUGAUUCAUUCUGUGAUGCCGAGAAUCAUAGCCGAUGACUUAAUGAAACAAGGGGACGAGGAGAGCGAGAACUCCGUCAAGAGGCAUGCCACCUCCAGUCCCAAGAACAGGAAGAAGAAGUCCUCCAUACAGAAGGCACCCAUCGCCUUCCGCCCCUUUAAGAUGCAGCAGAUUGAGGAGGUCACUAUUUUAUUUGCAGACAUCGUGGGGUUCACCAAGAUGAGUGCCAACAAAUCUGCUCAUGCCUUGGUAGGGCUGCUCAAUGAUCUGUUUGGCCGCUUUGACCGGUUGUGUGAGGAGACCAAGUGUGAGAAGAUCAGCACUCUGGGAGACUGCUAUUACUGUGUGGCAGGGUGUCCCGAGCCCCGGGCAGACCAUGCCUACUGCUGCAUUGAAAUGGGCUUAGGCAUGAUAAAAGCCAUCGAGCAGUUCUGCCAGGAGAAGAAAGAGAUGGUGAACAUGCGUGUUGGGGUUCACACGGGGGCUGUCUUGUGUGGCAUCCUGGGCAUGAGGAGGUUUAAGUUUGACGUGUGGUCCAAUGAUGUGAACUUGGCUAAUCUCAUGGAGCAGCUGGGAGUGGCUGGGAAAGUUCAUAUAUCCGAGGCCACUGCAAAAUACUUAGACGACAGGUAUGAAAUGGAAGACGGGAGAGUGUUUGAGCGCCUCGGACAGAGUGUGGUCGCUGACCAGUUGAAAGGUUUGAAGACAUACCUGAUAUCGGGUCAGAGAGCCAAGGAGUCCCACUGCAGCUGUGCAGAGGCCCUGCUUUCUGGCUUUGAGGUCAUUGACGACUCACGGGCGUCCUCAGGCCCUAGGGCACAGGGGACAGCAUCGCCAGGGCGUGCCAGUGACUUGGCGCAGACUGUCAGAACCCUUGAUAACCUUAAGACUUGCUCUUCUUGUGGAAUCACAUUUGCUCCCAAAUCUGAAGCUGGUGCAGAAGGAGGAGCUGUGCAAAAUGGCUGUCAAGAUGAGCCUAAGACCAGCAGCAAGGUAACAAGUUCAUGGCUGUUGUUCCUGUCAGUACCUCUCCUGGCGCAUCCACCUAAGGCUUCUGGAGGACCCAACUCCAAAACCCAGAACGGACUCCUGAGCCCUCCCGCAGAGGAGCAGCUCACCAACAGCCAGACCUCCCUCUGUGAGAUACUGCAGGAGAAGGGGCGGUGGGCAGGUGUGAGCUUGGACCAGUCAGCUCUCCUCCCGCUCAGGUUCAAGAACAUCCGUGAGAAAACUGACGCCCACUUUGUUGAUGUCAUCAAAGAAGACAGCCUGAUGAAAGAUUAUUUCUUCAAGCCGCCCAUCAAUCAGUUCAGCCUGAACUUCCUGGACCAGGAGCUGGAGCGAUCCUACAGAACCAGCUACCAGGAAGAGGUCAUAAAGAACUCUCCUGUGAAGACGUUCGCCAGUGCCACCUUCAGCUCCCUUCUGGAUGUGUUUCUGUCAACCACAGUGUUCCUGAUUCUCUCCAUCACUUGCUUCCUAAAAUACGGCGCCACCGCCACCCCUCCCCCACCGGCUGCCCUGGCCGUCUUUGGUGCAGACCUGCUGCUGGACGUGCUUUCCCUCAUAGUGUCCAUCAGAAUGGUGUUUUUCCUAGAGGAUGUCAUGACGUGCACAAAGAGGCUGCUGGAAUGGAUCGCUGGCUGGCUCCCUCGACACUGCAUUGGGGCCAUCUUGGUGUCUCUUCCUGCCCUGGCUGUCUAUUCACACAUCACCUCUGAGUUUGAGACCAACAUACACUUCACCAUGUUCACUGGCUCUGCAGUGCUGGUGGCCGUUGUGCACUACUGUAACUUCUGCCAGCUCAGCUCCUGGAUGAGGUCCUCCCUGGCCACCAUCGUGGGGGCUGGGCCGCUGCUUCUGCUUUACAUCUCGCUGUGCCAGGACAGUUCCAUUGUGAUGUCACCCUUGGACUCAGCACAGAAUUUCAGUGCCGAGAGGAACCCAUGCAACAGCUCAGUGCUGCAGGACGACAGGAGGCCAGCCAGCCUCAUAGGCAAGGAGCUCAUCCUCACCUUCUUCCUCCUGCUCCUCUUGGUCUGGUUCCUGAACCGCGAGUUCGAGGUCAGCUACCGGCUGCACUAUCAUGGAGAUGUGGAGGCAGACCUACACCGCACCAAGAUCCAGAGCAUGCGAGACCAGGCUGACUGGCUGCUGCGGAACAUCAUCCCCUACCACGUGGCUGAGCAGCUCAAGGUCUCUCAGACCUACUCCAAGAACCACGACAGCGGGGGAGUGAUCUUUGCCAGCAUUGUCAACUUCAGUGAAUUCUAUGAGGAGAACUAUGAGGGGGGCAAGGAGUGCUACCGCGUCCUCAACGAGCUGAUCGGAGACUUUGAUGAGCUCCUGAGCAAGCCAGACUAUAAUAGCAUCGAGAAGAUCAAGACCAUCGGGGCCACAUACAUGGCAGCAUCGGGGCUGAACACGGCCCAGUGCCAGGAGGGUGGCCACCCACAGGAGCAUCUGCGCAUCCUCUUCGAGUUCGCCAAGGAGAUGAUGCGCGUGGUGGAUGACUUCAACAACAAUAUGUUAUGGUUCAACUUCAAGCUCAGGGUCGGCUUUAACCACGGGCCCCUCACGGCAGGUGUCAUCGGUACCACGAAGCUGCUGUAUGACAUCUGGGGGGACACCGUCAACAUCGCCAGCAGGAUGGACACCACCGGGGUUGAGUGCCGGAUCCAGGUGAGCGAAGAGAGCUACCGGGUCCUGAGCAAGAUGGGUUAUGACUUUGACUACCGCGGGACCGUGAAUGUCAAGGGGAAAGGGCAGAUGAAGACCUACCUUUACCCCAAGUGCAUGGACAACGGAGCGGUUCCCCAGCACCAGCUGUCCAUCUCCCCUGACAUCCGUGUCCAGGUGGACGGCAGCAUCGGGCGGUCUCCCACAGACGAGAUUGCCAACUUGGUGCCUUCUGUUCAGUAUUCCGACAAGGCUUCCCUGGGAUCUGAUGACAGCGCGCAGACCAAGGACGCGCACCUGUCUUCUAAGAGGCCCUGGAGGGAGCCAGUCAAAGCAGAGGAAAGGUUUCGAUUUGGCAAAGCCAUAGAAAAGGACGGCUGUGAAGACACGGGAGUAGAAGAGGCCAACGAACUCACCAAGCUCAACGUCUCUAAGAGUGUUUGAGGCAGCGCAGAGAGCUGCCGAGGUGCUCUGCUUGUCCAAACACGAUAAUAUCUGUAUCCAUAGGCUGUCGUGCUCCCCAGCACCUCAGUGUCUCCCCAGAUGUGGUGUCACGUGGUCAUUUCAGCCCUGAUCUCUGUGUGGAGCACAGUUAUUCAGGGUUCAUUUCCACCCAUUUCGGUUUUUCUUUACUCCCUUUCCCGGAAGCCUUUUCCUGGAAGCCUGCCCCCAGCCGGGGGUGCAUUCAGCAGUGUGGAGGAAUACAAGUGCCUUCAGGGUUUGGCCUCGCGUCUGGGGCUGAGGCCACAGGUGGAAUCAUGGCCCUGGGGAUUAUUUGACUUCUUUAAGAAAAAAAAAAAAAGGAAAAAAAAAAAGCUGUGGUUAAAAUACCAUUUUUAUUGCCUUUUCUCACAAGUUUUUUUUCCUCAUACAAUGUUUUCCAGUUUAUUUUUUCUAUAUAUGUAAUAGUAUUUUUCAGUCACCUGGCCUUUCUAAGCACAUACACGCACACACACUUGCAUUUAUGAAUCUGACAUAAAGUGCCAGUAACUCAUCUGGGGGAGGGGCUAGAAAAGGGAGCAGGGCCGGAAGCUCAGCAAAGCCCUCUCCUGGCAUCUCGCGCGGGUACCUGGGCCCACACUGCUGUGGCCCAUAAAUGGGCUUCCCCGCCCCCGCCCCUGGGCGGUUUCAGGGGCUCAUCUGCAGGCCAAGAUUUCACACGCUCACCGGGCACAAAGCUUACAAACCAGGCCUCAGGAAUCUCAAAGCCGUGUUUUCAUCCCGACCCCACACAGAGGGGUCUUCCAGCCAAGAGUGAAGAUGUCUGUCCCAGAAGCUGACCCAUCUGAGGAUGCAUUUAUUUAUUUAUUUAUUUAUCAAACCACGUGUAUUACGGGGAGGGGCCACCGGGCCGUUUUGGUGGAGGGAAGCAGUCAGAGAGGGGCCCGGGCAGUUUGCAAGGACACAGCCGGCCAAUGACAAGAUGUCCUUGUAUGUCACUUCUCAUCCACCGUGGCCCAUGGUGCCACCCAGGGUGCUCCCCCUUGUGGGGAUCCAGAAUACAAGUGGCUCGGCGCCUAGCGGGAUUCUGCAAACCUUUUGUCCGUUCCUCCCACUUGUUGGACUUCGCAGGUUGACUUGUGGUGGGAUUUAAUUCUGUUGGCCAAUUUAGACUCUUGAAAGGGGUUUCUUAUGGUGCACCGAGGGGGCAGAGCCAUCUGUUUUGCCAAAGGAGACACAGACAGCCGUCACAAAGACGCAGUUCGAGUUCCUGGCUGCUAACCUUGCUUGUAAUUAAAUUGUGUUCUUCCCUGUUGAGUCUCAAAUCGACACUGGGUGUGGCUCAGGCUACUGCUGACACCGCCAUCAUUUUUCCAGGUCAUGCUGGUGUGCAGCUCAUGAGACAACUGAGAACCAGCUCUGUGUCUGUUGGAGGUCUUCGUGCCACACCCUGUGCUGUGUUCUUUCACUGGUAAACUUCACUGUAUAGCUUGCACAUCUGAGUGAAGCCUGGCUUUCACUCCUCCCCAAAGAUGGACAGAACCUGCUUAUGCUAGCAAGGUGACAUCUUAGUUCUAGUCAGCCACUUCCCCGGAGACAGCUGGGAUGGCCACCCAAGCAGCAAAGCCAUGCCAGGACCCAGAGUAUUCUUAGUGACUGGGAGAUGUCCCUUCCCAGGUCCCUCCCUGUUGGUCUUCCAACUCGAAGAACAGAUAAGUUGUGACAAUACCUCUUGCUUCUAAAGAAUGUAUUCCUGUACAAUGCCACAGAUUUUCUUUUCUUAAAACACUACCUGAUUCUUUCCUUGUGCUAGGGAUUUAGGGCAUGCUGGGGUCUCCUGCUGUCAGUAUUAGGGUGUGCUCACCUGAGUGAGUGUCAGUCUGUCCAGUCUGUCAUCCACCUCCAGGCUGCAGCACUUUGAGGAGCUAGCUAGUGGUCGGGGGGGUUUUGCAAUCUUGGUUCAAGAUGUGCUCUGCCAAGUUCAUGUCUCCCCACACCUUCCCUCUCAAACUUUCUUUCUCUGCCACAAAGGUAUCUGUGAUUCUUUCCCAGCCCACUCCCCAACCCUAGCCCUGCAAACCAGCUGGAGAGAAUCAUUACCCCUGAGCGGGCGGUCCGGUUCUGCAUUGUGCACAUAGAGCCCCGGCUGAAGGGCAGCUCGCACAGAGUGCAGUGGUCUUAAGAAACACCCCGAGCCUUCCUGAAGAACCAGUGCAGACAUUCUUCUUUCAGGGUGCAAGGCCCCCGGGGCCUUUCCAGCUCCCUGACCCUAAGCAUACCUCAACACAGAACCCCGGGAUCUGUGCAGCACACCUGCAGUGCAGCGUGGUCUGCUGGCAUUGAGCAAGCAGCUGUUGCGGGAGAGUUGGGCUUCUAAGGCAGUGGACCCGAGCGUCCAUCAGGUGGCGACACUUCUUAGGAACCUAGGGCAGGAAGCAAUACUCCAGAAUUGAAUGUGUGUAAAUAGUCGCUUUGCAUUGCAAUGGUCCUUUCCUUCUUGGCCCCAGCUCAGAUCAGUUUUAUACAUCUGUAUGAUCAAGCACACACAAUUCUAUCCCACACAAAUGACCAUAGAGCAGUGGUUAUAAACCCCCAAACAGCUUGGCGAGCCCCACCGAUGUGCCACACCUGCGCAUGGCUCCCUCGGCCCUAACCACUCCUGGGACGGCACCUGCACAUUGCACGUGACACGGCCAGCCAAAGGCGGUGUGCGACCAUCACCUGGGCUGUAGUCACUUGUAGUUUCCAAAGAUACGUCUGCAUUUGAAUUUCUUGAUUUUCAAGGUAAGCAAUUUUUUUUUUUUGUUUUGGAUUGGUUGUUUUGGAAAUCGCAUCAUGCCUAGAACCUGAAAUUAUAUUAGCAAGAACCAAUUGUUUGUAUUUCCAUGUUUUCCUUUGCUCUGCUCUUUUUAAAUUGUUAAUUCUAAGAAUUUCAAAAUGCAUCCACUGAAAAAAAAGGAUAUUAAAAUGUUCUAAAACUUA